Molecule: messenger RNA, 1785 nt
Organism: Olea europaea var. sylvestris
Lineage: Eukaryota; Viridiplantae; Streptophyta; Magnoliopsida; Lamiales; Oleaceae
Product: histone-lysine N-methyltransferase family member SUVH9-like
Exons: 1
Coding region: 1-1785 (594 amino acids)
Cellular component (GO): nucleus
Molecular function (GO): zinc ion binding; histone methyltransferase activity; protein binding
Source: RefSeq, a predicted model, not a curated record
AUGGAAAUGGGUUCUUCUUCUUCCCCUACAAACGCCGAAUUGACACCAAACUCCCACCUCUUUACCACCCCCCAACUUCCCAUCCCCACACCUGUCUCUUGUUCUUCCUCCAAACCAAAUACUUUUGUUGAAAUCUUGUCCGCCCUCCCUGAUUUCAGCACCAUUGUUCCUGUCAAUAAAGAAGAAACCCUGCUGUCCAAUUCUGUCGAUCUUCCCAGAGGCACUCCCCGGUGCAGCCAGCGCUCCUCCAAGUUGGUUCGUGUCGUUGAUCUGAAGCCUCAUGACCACUGCUACUACCGGGAACAAAUUCGACGUACCCGGAUGCUAUUUGAGAAUCUGCGUGUCUGCUCCAUUGCAGAAGAUGAGAAGAACCGUAACAUGCUGGGCCCUCACAAGAGUACGAGUUGGGAUGUGAAAGCAGCUACCAUUAUGAAGCAAAGUGGUUUGUGGUUGAAUUUCGACAAGCGAAUUGUAGGUAAUAUUCCUGGAGUUUAUAUCGGGGAUGUUUUUUUUUUAAGGACGGAAAUGUGCAUCAUUGGGUUGCAUGGGCAGCCGAAGGCUGGGAUCGAUUAUGUUCCUGCCCACCAGAGCUCGAACAGGGAACCCAUUGCCACCAGCAUUAUCGUUACUGAAGGUUAUGAGGAUGAUGACGAUGCUGGGGACGUGAUAAUUUACACAGGGAAUGGCGGGAAGGACAAGAAUAACAGGCAGACUAUGAACCAGACACUGGAAUGUGGCAAUUUGGCAAUGGAGAGGAGCAUGCAAUAUGGAGUGGAGUUAAGGGUCAUUAGGGCAUUCAAAUAUCAAGGUAGCAUUAGUGGAAAAGUUUAUGUUUAUGAUGGCUUGUAUAGAGUAACCGAUACUUGGUUUGAUAUGGGGAAAUCAGGGUUUGGGGUUUAUAAAUUCAAGGUUGUCAGGAUUGAAAAUCAGAAGGAAAUGGGAAGUGCAGUGAUAAAGUUGGCAAAGAGUCUUAGGGUUUUUCCAUCGGAGGCUCCGCCUAAAGGUUAUGUUACACUUGAUUUGUCGAAGAAAGAGGAGAAUGUGCCGGUCCUUCUAUUUAAUGAGAUUGAUGGUGUUCAUGAACCUCUUUAUUACAAAUAUCUUAAAACAACUGUUUUCCCUCGCAAUGUGUAUGAACAUGGGAAUGGGAACGGAUGUGAAUGCAUGGGAGGGUGUUCAUGGGAUUGCUCCUGCAUAGAGAAAAAUGGAGGCGAGUUUGCAUAUGACAUGAAUGGGAUUCUUGUUAUAGGAAAACCGUUGAUUAUUGAGUGUGGGCCAAAUUGUCUUUGCCCUCCUACUUGUCGGAAUCGGGUGAGUCAAAUGGGGGUUAAGAAACGAUUUGAAGUGUUUAGGUCAAGGGAGACUGGUUGGGGAGUGAGGUCUUUGGACUUGAUCCGUGCAGGCUCUUUUAUUUGUGAGUUCGCGGGGAUUGUUCUCACACGAGAACAAACUCAGAUCGUUACCAUGAAUGGCGAUUGUUUGAUUCACCCAAGUCGUUUUUCUAAGAGGUGGGAGGAAUGGGGGGAUUUAUCAAAAAUAUUCCCUGACUAUGUUCGCCCGGCAUAUCCAUCGAUCCCUCCUUUGGAUUUUGCCAUGGAUGUUUCUGUAAUGAGGAAUUUAGCAUGUUACAUGAGCCAUAGUUCAAUUCCAAAUGUUUUUGUGCAGCUUGUGUUGUAUGAUCACAAUAAUGUAUCGUUCCCUCACCUUAUGUUGUUUGCUCUAGAGAAUAUCCCGCCUAUGAGGGAGCUUAGUCUUGAUUACGGGGUGGCUGAUCUUCAGUUUUGA